AUAGAUAAAACCAAGUGUUCUGUGACGCACCAACAAACUCAAAAGACUGUGCAAGCAAUAGUAUACUUUUGCUUUUUGCAACCCAAAGCUACCCUCACCGACAAGCAAGGAAACAAAAAAAAGAAAGCGAUACUUGCCGUGUCGCGCACAUUUCCCAAACAUGACCACACUCACCGUAACCGUAUCGCCGGUGUCGUCAUCAUCAGCAGCAGCCUUGCUCGAGCCAACACAACCCGAUCGCAGUGUGGUGGAACUGGCGAGUAUUGUUUUUCGUCGCCUCCAACAACGGAACAACGAUGCGGAUGAAGCAACCGUGGAACGCGGUCGAACCGUCCUCACCGUCCUGUACCUCAUUGUGUUGGGACUGUGCUGUAUUACACCAGUAAUUUACUACUGUCGCAUCUAUUGGGAAGAACGACAGAAUGUGCAUUUACGGGAGGCGUCGCGCCGCAUACUCUCGGCGCAUACGCAAGCCCAGCGGGACGAAACCCGUGCGGCACGACGCAAGUUACUAGAUGAACGCCGUGCACGGAUACUGCACCUCUUGAGCCCCGUCCGGAUGGUUUUGAGAGAUGAGCACUUUCCGCACUUACAGGACAAGAAUUUCAGUGAAACCCAUAGCCGUAACGGUGAGACCGCAGCCAUUACGACAAACGAAGGUGACGAGGCGGACGCUGCUGUUCUCCCGUCGGAUGUGGAGAUGGGAGGUGAGAUGCGACCACUGGAGGGUCACGAGUUGAGCACUCCCAUCAAUCAGCAGGACGAAGAAGCCCCCGCGCCGGCAACGAUACCAGUAGUGAUGCGGAGGGCUUCCAAGGAAGUCAGCAAAUUUAACAGCGACAGUAGCGAGUUCAUGUACGGAGAAGAUUACGGGGAAGACGACGAAUCGAGACUAGUGCGAAUCCCCCAACCAGGUAUCUUUUGGAAAAAUAAGUCUCCGCAGCCGAGUACCGAAAGUCGAUUGGCUCCCGCACUCUGCACCAUUUGUUUAUCCUCUUAUAAGGUUGGCGAUGACAUUGUUUGGUCUUCGAACGAAAGCUGUGAGCACGCAUAUCAUGCGGUGUGUAUGGAACGCUGGUUGCUGAAACAACGGGAAGGUCCUUUAUGUCCGUGCUGUCGAAGAGAUUUUAUUGUGGAUCCAUACGAUGUGGAGGAAGUGGAUGGCGCGGAUACUCCCAAUGAUCCAGAGAAUCCCCACGCACCAAGGUCAGCAAGUCAGACUCUCUCGAACGGAGAUGGCGAAGAUGGUGGGAGUAACCAAGGAACCGAUUCGGAAGGACAGCGCGGCCGACGACCUGGGCGGCGUCGGCCAAGAUCAAUCUUGACUUGGAACUGGGACAAUCAAGAUGCUUGGUUUUUUGCGAACGAUCAAAUUGCCAAAAAAUACUAUUCAAUUGAAUCGUACAGAGAGCAUAGUAAAGCUCGUGCGCGUGCCGAGAGUGUGUUCGCCUCCGAACGAGCCAUCGCGACAAACGGCUUUUUGGGCGAACGGUAUGCGGAUGACCCAGUCGUUGCCGAGGAUGAUCACGCUCGGAACGAAUCCGCACGAGCCCACAUUCAAUGGAGAAACCGGAAAGAGUUUCGGCUCCUUUCGCCUGUGUUUUUGUUUUCCGGGCGUCUAUAUGGUAGUGUUGCUGUAACAUUUGCUUGGCCCAAGAAGUCCUUUGAACGAAUUGAUAUGAGGUUUUUGGCGCAGAGUACCACGUCGCUGUGCGUCCUCUGGCUUGGCGUCUACUUCCUGUGGGGCGGAUCGCCGACUGGGAAGCAAUGGUACACUUCUUUGGCCCAAAGCUUUUUUGAGGAUUACAAGGGCGGUGUCGCUGUCUUGACUUUGAUUCUUCCCGUUUUGUUGGCCGGUACCUCGUGUUCGUUGUUUUUAAAACAACAACCAGAAUACGUGGACGCGGCGUCCAGAAGACAACCGAGACUGCGAACUGUUUUAGCACUGUUCGCCCCGCCGCAUCAACUUCCCGUUUGGAUGCAUCGAUGGAUGCAUCGAGUGGGCACUGGAGACACGUGUUUCGAUCAGUUGUCGUUUUAUUUUAUCUUGUGGCCGGUUUUGAUAUUUUUACUGUGCAAUAUAUACCGACACUUGUCCGACGAUCUCGAUCGCUACGACGCGAUUAUGGAAACCGCCAACGCCUUUGGGAUUGCCGCACUCGCUUCCAUGAGUGUUUUUCUCGUUCCGGUUUCGAGACAUUCCGCAGUCCUGGCCUUGUGGGGGUGGAGUCCCGUACACGCCGUCCGACUGCACGUGUGGUCCGGACGUAUCAUUAUGAUUGCUAGUCUCGUACACGGUGCAAUGCACGCGUACAACUGGUCCGUUAUGAACCGGGAAGGCUUGUUUGCCUUGCUGAUACCACCAUCGGGGUGUUGGACGCUGAAGGAGACCGUGUUUGCACCGACGUGUCGGAAUCCGGACACGGACUGUUCGUGUUAUGAUCACUUUCGCAACUUGACGGGGGCGUUGGCGGGUACGGCGCUCGUCGUGAUUGGCCUGACGAGCUGCAACUUCGUCCGACGCAAGUGCUACGCACUCUUUUUUCAUGUGCAUGUGAUUGCUGGUCCACUCGUCUUGCUCAUGACCAUUUUGCACUGGAAUCGAUCCAUAUUGUACAUGGGGGGUGGAGUUUUGUACUACAUUGCCAGUUCGUUCCCCGUACUGGUAGAAACGUCAUCAUCAUGCGCCAGCGGCCCGUCUAAUGCGGAAUCCAACAGCACAGCAAUUCUGAAAGCUGAACGAUUGGUCACGACCAUUCCGGGAAGGUCUAGUCAGGAGUGUGUGAGUUUGACCGUGGCUGCCUCUAAUUCUGCCGUUCAGCGCUUUCGGGCCGGACAGUACGUCAGAUUGUCAGUUCCCAAAAUUUCCUCCAAAGCCCACCCAUUCUCCGUUAAUUUGGUCCCGGGAGAGUCCAACCAACUACGUGUUAUCUUUCGUGUCCGGGGGUAUUUCACCUCCCAACUGAAAAACCACUUAUUGCGGAAUGGGACAAGCGACAUGGCUUCGGAACAACCCCGUCUGCCACGGAUCCGAAUGGACGGCUUUCAUGGAUCUCCCAAUCGGGUGGACCAAGUUCUCCAACACGAUGUGGCUGUUUUGGUAGCUGGUGGAAUCGGUAUCACACCAUAUUUGUCCCUGCUCCACAAGGUCCACUCAAUUGCGAUGAUGAAACGCGAUGGUAUAAUGCGCACCAGAAAGGUUGUUUUACACUGGAUUUGCAGGGAUCAGAGUUUAAUCGAGUACAUCCAGCGCGAGUACUUUGAUCCUUUGCUGGAGCAUAUUCCUGGUGACGGUAGUAAUAGCGGCAAUCGAGCGCACAAAGACUUUGUCAUACAAAUUGUCAUACAUCGGACCGCGACAAUUGACAGUAGGCACCAGGGCUCCCGUCGGGCCGCAUCCUAUUCCGAUUUAGAAAAUCCGCAGGGGGACGAUUUCCAGCAACCUGAAGAGGAUGUCUCCAGCAUCGCAUCGCUGCGAAGGUUCGACGAUACGAUUGGUCUACCUUUCUCGCCAUCCGCCUUUGCCGCAGGCUCUAAAAACACGUACAGGGGCAACAUGGUGCUCACCAUGUCGUUCGUUACCAUUGCUUGGACUGGGCUAUUGAUAGUCUGGUAUCUAUAUUACAACGUUCAAGACGCUCACGAAAUCUCGUCUCGACUCUGGAGUCCCAUUAUCCUUGUGGCCCUGGGAUUGGCGGUCUCGGUUGCGGCCAAUUGGCUCGUUCACAAUGUGUGGCCUGACGAAGACUUGUCUGCACCCAUGGAAUGGUCGCCAUUGGUUGAGGAAGAUGAUACGAGCGAUACAUUGGAGCUGCACGAAAUGGUGACAGACAGUAAUAAAGACGUCGUGUCUAGGUCAGAGAUGGAUCCGGACGGUGUUGUCCGGACUUCAACCUUGACGCCCAACACAGGGGAUAGUCUUGUUACCAUGGAAUAUCGAGAUGGUCGUCCCACGGUGCAUUCAUUGAUAAACGCAAUUGAAGAAGCAAAACAUCCGGCGCUAUUCACCUGCGGACCAAUUCUGUUGCAACAAGAAGUUCGUGCAACAGCACAAGAGCGUUGUUGCAUGCGCUUCCGGCGUUGUCUACAAGGACAAGAAAAUUCGCACAUUGCACUGUACGAAGAAGUCUUCGAAAUUUAAUUGACAGAACCAUAGAAUACAUUGUACAACUAUACAAAAAUACCCAAGUUUGU
Molecule: messenger RNA, 4194 nt
Organism: Phaeodactylum tricornutum CCAP 1055/1
Lineage: Eukaryota; Bacillariophyta; Bacillariophyceae; Surirellales; Neidiaceae
Gene: FRE1
Product: ferric reductase 1
Exons: 4
Coding region: 161-4141 (1326 amino acids)
Cellular component (GO): plasma membrane
Molecular function (GO): oxidoreductase activity
Source: RefSeq, a predicted model, not a curated record